AUGGCUUUGCAAAAGGGCACAGGCCCUGACAAGAGGCUCUUUUUCAACAUGUUGAAGCUGCGGCGCACGGGAGUGCCAAAGAUGCCAUGGGAUACAGGUGUUGCUGCAGAGGUGUUCAAGAAGGGGCCCAUUAGUUUACCCAUGCCUUGGUUGUCCUUGCCUACGGUGGGAAAACGAGAGAGCUUGCAAGGGCUGGUACCCUCAGCUGAGCCGCCAGAGAGAACAGCGUCCAGGACGCCUUUUCACAAGAGGAGGCUGCUGAAAGUGAGGCUUGCUCAAACAGAUGACCAGUUGCGCGCAAAGGCUAUGCGACGGCUCAGGGACCUGAUCCUUGCAAUGCCGUCCCAUACACAACUUGGCCGGGCACUUUUGGACACAUCGGGACAGUUGACAGGAGAAGACAUGAUUUCAUGUGUUUUUGCCGAUGCUUUCAGGAGUAGGGCUACUGCAACACUUGUCAAACGGUCAUUAGACUAUUACAAGAUGGCUUUGUGGAUGAAUCAGCAUUUAGGUCUGCAACCAAUGCAACUGACUGAGAGCGUGGUGUAUCGGUAUUUGAGUUUCUUGAGGGAAACAAAUGCUGCCCCAACCUUAGCCGAUGCAACAGUCAAAGCAAUUUGGUUUAUGCACUCCACUGCCAACAUUGUUGAUUUCAAUCCAAAAGUUUUCACGUCACGCAUUGCAGGUGUGUGCAGGGACUUGUAUUUGAGGAAAAGGAUUCUGAGACAGGCUCCUCCUUUCCCGGCCGACGUUGUCCGAGCCCUGGAAGAGUACGCACUGCAUGCGGAGAACAGGGUGGAUUCAAUGUUUACAAAUUUCAUCCUCUUUUGCAUUUUCUCAAGUUGCCGCAUUGGGGAUGCUGCCAAGAUCAGGGAGGUAGAAUUUUCCAGAUACCACGACAUCUUUCUGGUGGAAGCUGCGACCUCAGAAGCAAAGAACACAAACACCAUGGAGAGACGCAGGAUGCUGCUGCCUUUUACAGCCAUUGGCUGGGGCCUUCAUCUCAAUCCAUGGUGCAUCAAGUGGGAAAUGCAGUUGAAGGCAAUGCAACCCGAGACAAUCAUGCCUGCUUUCUCGGAAGUUUCAGGGCAGUUUUUGAAACGACGUAUCACUACAGCUGAAGCCAACUUGUGGCUGCGAGAGGAGAACCGUGACCUUCUGCCGGAGCCGGAAGAGCCCCCACAGCCACCGGGUGAUUGGGCAGCAUCCGAGUCCGAUGUCUCAGAAGAGGAGAGUUUUGUGGAAGGCUGCAACUUUGUUGGGAACCAGUCAACACCAGCUAACACAGUGGCUGGACCAAAACUUGUGCAUCGAGACUCCUUGGUUGUUCAUGUCAAACGAGACAACCAGACCCUGUGGUGCGGCCGUAAGCUGUCACGAAACUAUCGGCAGUGGCAAGAGGGUGAUCCAGACCUGGCUCAGUUGCUGGUGUGCCAACAAUGCGACAAGACCGCAGUGGAAGCCUUACUGGGACGUGCUGUAACUCCUCAGGAGAUGGUUUUGUGCAGACGGCUAUACUUUGAAGGCCGAACUUAUGCAGCCUCGGACAUGCAGGCGAGGAUCGAUCGCUCAGCAGAUGAUAAACCGAGGGCCAUGCCACUUGCAGAGCGCAUGGCAAGGAUCGAGCGUCAAAAGGGCGACCUGGUAGGUGUCACAUGGACGGCUGAGUUGGAGCCAUCCCAUAAGUUGGUUGACAAAAUCGUAGCAAUGCAAGAGGAGGGAGCCUUAUUGUUUAUUCCACCACAUGCUUGCGUCAGCAGAGUUCAGGAGAUCCACCAGGAGAAGCAUGAAGUUGCCCUUACAUUUGAUUCAGGUGGCAACAUCCGCAUGGGUAAGAAGGCAGAGGAGCUCAAGUGCGACACCAAUGGCGAUCUCAACCUGCGAAACGCCUGGACAAGAAGGAAUUUAGCCUAUGAUCAAGCCGGCCUUGCAAGCUUCGUGGUUUUAGAAAAGUGGACAACAAAGUUGAUGCUGGCCAAGCUCAAGGAGCCACCAUCUGGAUACCGAUACAUCACCACACAGCAAAUCUGCGAGUGCGACAAGGAAAUGUGGCUACAACUCUCUCAGCUUUCCAGGGGGAGGUUGCAGCCAGCAGCACCUGAUAUAAGACCACUGGACGUGCUCAUCGAGCAGAUCACCACCUCACCUGAGGUUCUAUGCUUUUUGACACCACUGCCAAGUGCCAAACGCGAUGCCAGCGAUCAUGCAGACACCCCCAGGCCUAAAAAGCCCAAGCCUAGCCCGGGAGGACCAUCGGCACCAGCAAAGCCGACGCCCAAGACCUCCGAUCAGCGAAUGGCAGCCUGCAUUCUACAGAAACUUGCGUCGGGGCCCACCUUUCUGAACCUGAAGCAACUGCGCCUGGAUAGCCUGCAGGCGCAAGGAAGACAACACCGUGCACUGCAACAGCUGGUCCCUGACUUUGAGGCUUUCCAUUGGCUACCAGUGGAUGCUAAACCAGCUGCCAAUGAAAAGCCCUUGCCACCUAAAACAGCGGGGGAAGAACUUGAGGUGGCUGCAACAACGCAGUCUGAGGGAUGCGGCCUCAAGGUAGGAGUUUGGAUGGAACCGGAAGCUCACAUCGCAAGAGCGCUGCAGCUUUGUCACCCGAUGGAUACUACAAUUGUGCUGCCUGACCCUCUCAAGAAAACCCUGUUUUCCAUGCUCACCAAAGAACCGGCAGUGCUUGCCAGAGAGCGCCUGGAAAUGUUGAAGCUCUACAGAGACAGAGCGGCUGACCUGCGUGUUGCGGAAGCGGGGAGGAAAACAGAUGAGGCAUGCCAAAGAUGGCAUUUGAACUUUGGAGGUGACAUUGCUUUGCCGGCCGAGCUUUUUACUUCCAUCCUAGAUGGAGCACCAUUCCCUCAGCUUGCUUGGAAGGAACGUAGCGCACAAGGUCGUUAA
Molecule: messenger RNA, 2904 nt
Organism: Cladocopium goreaui
Lineage: Eukaryota; Dinophyceae; Suessiales; Symbiodiniaceae
Source: the annotation of a GenBank genome assembly